AUGAGUAACACGGACUUCCUGGGGCGGGCGAUUGACGCCGUCAAGAAGGCCAUCGAGCUCGACAAUUCGGGCGAGUACGAGAAGGCUUAUCAGGGCUACUACUCCGCACUGGAGCUAUUCAUGCUCGCCCUGAAAUGGGAGAAGAACCCCAAGUCCAAGGAGAUGAUUCGCGCAAAAACGGGCGAAUAUCUUGAUCGCGCAGAGAAACUCAAAACGCACCUUGAAGCAACGGAAAGUCGAAAGAAGCCAAGUGCGGUAGGCGCCAACGGCAAGGUGGCGCAAGGCAGUGGGAAGGGCGAUAAGAACGAGGACGAUAAUGAAGACGCUGAUUCGAAGAAGCUACGCAGCGCCCUUGCUGGGGCGAUCUUGUCGGAUAAGCCGAAUGUGAAGUGGGAGGAUGUAGCAGGUCUCGAGAGUGCUAAGGAAGCAUUGAAGGAGGCGGUCAUAUUACCUAUUAAGUUCCCUCAUCUGUUUACGGGGAAACGACAGCCAUGGAAGGGUAUCUUGCUCUAUGGGCCUCCCGGUACUGGAAAGUCGUAUCUUGCCAAAGCCGUGGCGACGGAAGCAAACAGUACGUUCUUCAGUGUCAGUAGCAGUGAUUUAGUAUCCAAGUGGAUGGGUGAAAGUGAAAGGCUCGUGAAGCAGCUCUUCAAUAUGGCCCGCGAGAACAAGCCCGCUAUUAUCUUCAUCGAUGAAGUGGAUGCCUUAUGUGGUCCUCGUGGAGAAGGAGAAUCAGAGGCAUCCCGCCGUAUCAAGACGGAGUUGCUGGUGCAGAUGGAUGGUGUAGGAAAGGAUUCGAGGGGUGUUCUAAUCCUGGGCGCAACGAACAUUCCAUGGCAACUAGAUGCAGCUAUUCGUCGCAGAUUCCAGCGGAGAGUCCACAUCAGCCUUCCCGACAUCAAUGCACGAGUGAAAAUGUUCAUGCUAGCUGUCGGACAAACACCGUGUGAAAUGACGCAAGCCGAUUACAGAACACUGGCGGAGAUGAGCGAGGGCUACUCCGGCAGCGAUAUUAGCAUUGCCGUUCAGGAUGCACUCAUGCAACCGAUCCGUAAAAUCCAAACGGCUACGCAUUACAAGAAGGUUUUGGUUGAAGGACAAGAGAAAUUAACACCAUGCUCUCCAGGAGACGCAGGUGCAAUGGAGAUGACAUGGACGAGCGUGGAAGCAGAUCAGUUGCUGGAGCCUCCGCUCGUUCUGAAAGACUUUAUUAAAGCAGUUCGCAACUCUAGACCCACCGUCAGCCAAGAAGACCUCCAGAGGAACUCGGAGUGGACCAAGGAAUUUGGCAGCGAAGGCGCUUAG
Aspergillus pseudotamarii is the source of this 1305-nucleotide messenger RNA. RefSeq names its product AAA family ATPase VPS4. The coding region runs from base 1 to 1305 and encodes 434 amino acids. The transcript is spliced from 4 exons. Gene Ontology annotation, biological process: endosomal transport; vacuole organization. Lineage: Eukaryota; Fungi; Ascomycota; Eurotiomycetes; Eurotiales; Aspergillaceae. Gene Ontology annotation, molecular function: ATP hydrolysis activity; ATP binding. The record is from RefSeq and is a predicted model, not a curated record.